UGUGUGUGUGUGUGUGUGUAUUUGUGUGUGUUCGUGUACACGCAUAUACAAACAGAGUAAAACGGAAAAGGAUGAAGACUCGGAGGAACGGAGGAAGCGACGUCGGAGGCGCAGUACGUGUCGCGUUGGGAAAGCGGCGGCGGCGGUGCCGGUUCAAUACUCGGUAAUCAAAUUGUCGUGCACGGGGGCGCCGUGUCGGAGAGCUUAACUAUUAACCCGCGCGGCGUCGGGCCGCUAAACAAUAAACAUGGCGACCGUGGUGCGUGUAGCCAGGCGGCGGCGACCCGGUGCGCACGCGCUCGGCGCACUAUUUCAUUUCUAACUCUUUCCGGUUGGUCCCGGCUGCACACCGCCCCUGACACCCGGCCGCCCUGGGGGGGUGUGACAGUCGGCCGACCAAGAUUAAGCCUCUCCGGGUCGAACCUCAACCCCCAGCCGACGCCACCGCCGCCGCCACCGCCGCACACCACCACCGCGCCCGCCGCCGCCGCCCACCGUUACGCCGCCGCGACUUUUACCGGCCGACGAGUUAAGCUCCGAGACCCGGGGCAUAAGCCAAACGCGAACCGGAUACGUCACUCGUACAACACACACGCAACAAUCUGAUUUUCACGCCGUUUUUCCCGUUCUCAUACCGUUUCGUCGUUUCGUUUUUUUCUUCCCGUCGGCGUUUUCCGAUCCCGAAAACACAAGACUCUGCGCACUGCAUAUACGUUCCUGAACGUAUACCAUUUACGGCAGUCUUAAUCGGACACCAAUAUAUUUAUAAAUAUUGCAAAAAAUCGUUGGCCUUCCGCUCCCGAUUCUACUUCCCAAGAUUAAAAAUGAAUCUAACUACAACAGAUGCAGAUCGUUCAUUUAUUUCAAUUCAACAAUCUGCACAACCUAUUUUUUCUUUAACAGAUCCAAGAAUAGGUAGUCUUCAUUUGAAUAAUGACAGUGAAAAUCGAGACACGGAUUCGAACUAUCCCAUGAGAGACAGGCCGCUUUCGCUGUGCAUGUCUGCCGCGUGUGCCGCACAACAGGUACCGGUGUCCGCGUCCAGAACGCCACCGACUUCGAUCGCUUCGACCACCGGACAUUACGGAGCGGCUGCAGCGACCGGCAGCCAAGUCGCGGUCAAGACCAAGACACUGGGGUUGUCGUGCGUCGUGUGCGGUGACACAUCGAGCGGAAAGCACUACGGGAUAUUGGCGUGCAACGGGUGCAGCGGAUUUUUCAAGAGGAGCGUCCGCCGCAAACUCAUCUACAGAUGUCAAGCAGGUACCGGAAGUUGUAUAGUGGACAAGGCACAUCGUAAUCAAUGUCAGGCUUGCAGGCUGAAAAAGUGUCUUAACAUGGGCAUGAAUAAAGAUGCUGUUCAAAACGAACGUCAACCCAGAAAUACGGCUACGAUAAGACCAGAAAAUUUAGCCGACAUGGACCACGAACGAGUGAUUCGAGAAGCAGCUGUGGCAGUUGGAGUGUUUGGGCCAUGUCUUUACAGACCUCCGGUUUCUGUGGCAUUAGCAUUAUCUCCGUUGAGGUAUCAUCCGAACGGUCCCAUGGCACCACCGAGCAUACAGCAACGGCCAGCGGAACCGUCACCAACCGCCUCUUCGUCGCCAAAACAAGAGUCUCAUCACGAUGACCAAGACGACGACGACAGUAUAGACGUGACCAACGAGGAACCGGAUACGUCGGACAACAAAAGAGCGUCAUCGUCGCCACUGACUGUUCCUAUACCGCUAACUCAGCACCAUUCGAUGUACGAUCAUCAUCCUUCGUUCUAUCCGGGACUACACGAGAACGUUUACGAGACGUCCGCUCGUUUGCUGUUCAUGGCCGUUAAGUGGGCUAAAAAUUUACCGUCGUUCGCGUCUCUUCCAUUCAGAGAUCAGGUGAUACUCUUAGAAGAAUGUUGGUCAGAACUGUUCUUGUUGAACGCGGUGCAGUGGUGUUUACCGCUAGAAAACAAUCCGCUGUUCAACCCUUCGGAUCACGUGGCGGCCAUACCAAACGGCAAAGCAAGUCAAGUGGCAGCCGACAUACGCGUGUUGAACGAAACCUUACGAAGAUUCCGGACCAUUAGCGUUGACCCUGCCGAGUUCGCGUGCAUGAAGGCUAUCGUAUUGUUUAGAGCCGAUACGCGAGGAUUAAAAGACCCGAUACAAGUGGAAAAUUUACAGGAUCAAGCACACGUUAUGCUAGGCCAACAUACCAGAAAUCAACAUCCCGGACAACCUGUACGAUUUGGUCGACUUCUAUUGAUGUUACCCCUAUUGAAAAACGUUCCCGCAUCCCGGAUCGAAGCUAUAUUUUUCCAGAGGACCAUUGGCAACAUACCAAUGGAAAAAGUCUUGUGCGAUAUGUAUAAAAAUUAAUGUUAACAGGGGUAUAGAAAUGAUUCUGUAGUAUUUUUUGAUGAACGUGGUUUAUUGUUUAGAUGUGUAAAUAUUCAUAAUAUUAUCUUAAUCGCUCUGUUUCAACUAUUUUAUUACAUCACUUAUGAUUUCAAAUAAUUUAU
Molecule: messenger RNA, 2506 nt
Organism: Sipha flava (yellow sugarcane aphid)
Lineage: Eukaryota; Metazoa; Arthropoda; Insecta; Hemiptera; Aphididae
Gene: Hr51
Product: photoreceptor-specific nuclear receptor
Exons: 9
Coding region: 825-2363 (512 amino acids)
Biological process (GO): anatomical structure development; positive regulation of transcription by RNA polymerase II; cell differentiation
Molecular function (GO): zinc ion binding; nuclear receptor activity; RNA polymerase II cis-regulatory region sequence-specific DNA binding
Source: RefSeq, a predicted model, not a curated record